UAUUUUUGAGUCAUUAUGGCUUUUUUAUGUUGUUACAUGGAAGUUAACAUGCUGCUGUUAAAUGGAAAUUUUUUAUUGCUGUCUCCACCUGCUGCUUGCUCUUUUUUUGUGAUUGACCUGAGAGAGUUAGCUGACGACAUCCUAUGGCAUUGUGACACAAUUUAGUGCCCAGAGUGGUAGCCAGUUAAAAAGAGGAAUCGGAUCUACAAAAAGGGCAAGCCAUCGAGGAGUCAACCACUUGAAGUGUUCAGCAUGACAACCAUAAAGCUCUGCUUUGUCUUCAUUUUGGUGUUUGCUGGUGAGUGGGAAUGUUACUUUGGCUUAUUUGAAUUUGUCUCCCGCAGUUCAUUAUUCUCUAGGUAAAUUUAAGGAGUGAGCAUGUAACAGAUAAAGGACUGAAUAUUUACCUGAACGUCCCUAACUUCACUUUUGUCUUCUAUCUGUGAGAUGUUGCGUUGGGUACCAUUGAGAAGAGGAUUCUUAAGGGUGAAAAAUGCAAAAAGUUGCGGCAGUACCAUGUAAAGAUCAAGUCUGUCCAAAAGAAGACUACCUGUGGGGGCUCUCUGAUCAAACCCCACUGGGUCCUCACUGCUGCUCACUGUGGAGAACAGUAAGACACUUGCAGACCUUGACCUACAUGAUGCGGUUCUGAUGUAAUUAAUUUAAAAUAUAAACCAUGAAAUAAUGAUGGAAAAUGGCUGGUGCUAAAAUGUAGCUAUGAUAAAGGGUGGAUACAAUGCAAUUGCAAUUAGUUGUAUAGAUUUGAAGGUCUUUUUGUUGAAAUCUCUUGUCCUCUUUUUUUUUUAGGAGUUUGGAAGUGACGCUUGGCGCCAAUUAUGAUGCAUCAUUUUUCUCAAAAGAAUUUUUUAAAAGCGACAAACAAACAAUUGAAGUGAAACAACAAUUCCCAUAUAAAGACGAAGAAGGGAAUCCCCAUGACAUAAUGCUCAUAAAACUGACUAAAGAGGCAUCUGAAAAGCUUCCAAAGGCGGUUCUUCCUCCUGUUGAGUGUACCAGACCACAAGAGAAUACGCAGGUUCAGGUUGGAGGCUGGGGAUCCACAGACCCUUCAAGUGAGCAGUUCAUUCAUGCAGAUACCAGAUUGAUUAGUCAAAUUAGCAGUCACUUUCUAAUGCUGUUUUCAUAACUCCACAGAAAACAAACCCGCCAAAAAGUUGAUGUGCGCGAACACAGUAAUGGCUGCAUGUGGUGAGAAAGAUAAGCCUGACAGUAAAUACCACAGUGAUGAGACUUUGACUAUGUGUGCCUUUAAAGAAGGUGUCAAGUCCUGCUAUGUAAGAAAACAGUUCCAUCUUAUAUGUUGUGUAUUUCAUCUGGUAUUCAUAACUUUUGUUCAUGAGAUGAAAUUUUUUUUAAAGUCUGAUUUCUCUCCUGCAGGGUGAUUCAGGCUCAGCUGUGGAGUAUGAAGGUAUGCUGUAUGGGAUCAUUGUCAGCAACCCUGUGGAUAAGUGUGCAAACCCGAUUGUAAUGCAGGAUAUUUGCUUCUACAGAAAGUGGAUUGACCAGACCAUAAAAGACAAUGAUUAAUAAUCCUCAUGUUCAUUAUGAGAUCACAAAAAUAUUAAUAUUCCUCCUUUACAAACAAAAGAAAUUAAUGUGUCCUCAGAAAAGAUGAUUUUAACAUAUAUCUUGAAAAUCAGGAUUACAGGCUAUACUUUUAUUGUCAACUAUUGUCUGUCAACUAUAUUUCCAAUAAUAAAGAAAGUGGUCUCUUGUAGUUCUUGUGAAAUCUGUUUCUUUGCAAAAUAUUUGAAUUUCAGGAGUCUGAUACUAAAAAGGCUUUCAACACUUCUUAUGUUCUGGUCCUCUUACAGUUGAAGGGUCAUGUGCACAAAAUUAGGUAGACUUAUGUUACAGUUGGUAGAAGUAUUGGUUGUAAAACGUCUUCUCUUUCUGCUUUCAGACUUUCUACGAACACACACACACACACACACACACACACACACACACACACACAUAUAGGUGCAUCUUAAUCAAUUAGAUAACCAUUAAAAAGUUGACUAUUUCAAGUGUUUAUUUCUUUUAAAUUUGAUGAUUGUAACUUACAGCUAAUGAAAACCCCAAACUCAGUACCUCAAUAAAUUAGAAUACCACUGAAAACCAAUAAAAAAAGGAUUUUCAACACAAAAAAUGUUGGACUACUGAAGAGUGUGAACAUGUAUAUCUCUCAGUACUUGGUUGGGGCUUCCUUUGCAUGAGUUCCAGCAGCAAUGUGACCUGGCAUGUUGGUGAUCAGUCUGUGGCACUGCUGAGGUCUCAUGGAGGUCCAGAUUUCUCAGACAUGGCUUUUGCUGUCACAGCCACUAUUCUCAGGGAUGAAAUAAGAGUUUUUCUUUAUGGACUUCUUUUGAUAUUAUAGCGCCACCUGUGGGUCAAUGACUGAUUUUAUGCAGAUGAGAUGUAAGUGGAAUUUGCAGCCCAAUUGUAAACAAGAGUAGUGGAAGUUAAGUCACCAUUCUUUCUUUUCCUGUGACUUUUGUAAAUAACCAUUUUACAAUUUCACUCAGAUGCUUUUAUCCAACUGCUUAACUUUUUUUGUACUGUGCUGCAAAGGACUUGGCAACACGCACAUUUACUUGGCACAUGAAAUCCAAGGUUGUAAAAGGCAUGACAUGACACAAGUUUUUCAGACACAUUUUUAUUCAGAUAAGCACAUAAAUACAUAAAAAGUUUUUGUAUGAUUGAAUGAUAUGCACUUAUUUCUGUUUCGGCUGUACUUUUAAAUACUUCAAGAUGUUCUUGCUCUGAAGGCAGCUUAUAAAAGAUCUCAUAGGCCAGUUCUUUGUACAAAAGCACCUUAACAUGUCUGACUUUCACACACAUGCAGAAACACACAUACAAACAAAUGCGGAUGUGAAUAAAAUCAAUUGUUCAGGUUCACUUGCAAGACUGUUUCCCAUCAUCUCUUAUUAAGACAGAAAAAAAAGCUCUUUUUUGACUUUAGUUAGGUGUGUCACACAAACGAACAAACACACCAGACAUGGACUGGAUGGGGAACAUUUGCACACUUCCUGUUCCUGUGAGGGUAUGGUCUUUGCAGCUGACAGUCUUCGUGAUGACACUCUUAGUGCUGGGUCAGAUAAUCUUGACCACAGGGAAAUACUUGUGAGCUGAGAAGUCAAACUCUGGCAGGACCUUGAGGGGCAGAAAUUGGGGUUUCACUCCAAUAAAGUUUAACAAUAUUUAGUUGUGUUACAAAUGUUACUACAUUAACAUUAGCCAAUCACAAUGCACUAU
Messenger RNA from Xyrichtys novacula (pearly razorfish), 3258 nucleotides. Lineage: Eukaryota; Metazoa; Chordata; Actinopteri; Labriformes; Labridae. The record is from the annotation of a GenBank genome assembly.